CACUACGCGGGACGACGUGCUUCCUGAUUCUGCAGGAAGCAUGGGGAGUGUAGUCCUCACAGGGCACAGCCAGCUCACGCCGAGGACGCUGCCCGCUCUCCGUGUGGAGCACAAGACCCGGCCUCCUGCUGUCAGAGGGGGAUGCACACAGUCCAGAGACUCAUGAAGGUUUUCAUCAGCAGGCGCAUCCCGCCGGAGGGGAUGAGGAUCCUGUCGCAGGCCGCAGAAUGUAAGGUGUCUCUGUGGGACUCUGACGAGCCUCUGCCCAGGUCAGAGCUCCUGAAAGGUGUGGAGGGAGCUCAUGGACUCCUGUGCCUGCUCUCUGACAAGAUCGACGCUGAGGUUCUGGAUGCUGCAGGGCCCGACCUGAAGGUGAUCAGCACGCUCUCAGUGGGAUUUGACCACUUGGCCCUCGAUGAGAUUAAAAAACGCGGCAUACGUGUGGGCUACACUCCUGACGUCCUGACUGAUGCCACGGCAGAGCUGACCGUGGCUCUGCUCCUGGCCACGUCACGCAGAAUCCCAGAGGGGGUGGAGGAGGUCAAGAAUGGUGGCUGGAGUACAUGGAAGCCGCUGUGGCUCUGUGGUUAUGGUCUCUCUGGCAGCACAGUGGGAGUUAUUGGACUGGGACGCAUAGGUCUGGCCAUCGCCAAGAGGCUCAAACCCUUUGGCGUGAAGAGGCUGCUGUACUCGGGCAGAACAGUCAAGCCCCAAGCUGCCGAGGUGGACGGAGAGUUCGUCCCGCUGGACACGCUAUUGUCCGAGAGUGACUUUGUGGUGGUUUCCUGCUCCCUCACACCGGAAACCCAGAAUCUGUGUGAUAAGGCCUUCUUCAGCAAGAUGAAGAACACCAGCAUCUUUAUCAACACAAGCAGGGGGAGUGUGGUGAACCAGGAGGACCUCUACCAGGCUUUGACCAGCGGUCAGAUCGCUGCCGCUGGACUUGAUGUCACAACACCUGAGCCUCUUCCAACAAACCACCCCCUCCUCACACUUAAAAACUGUGUGGUGUUGCCACACAUCGGCAGUGCUACCUACUCCACAAGAGGCGUCAUGGCAGACCUGGCAGCCCGAAACCUGCUGGCUGGCUUGCAGGGCACUGACAUGCCCAGUGAGCUCAGGUUCUAGAGCUUCGCACCAAGCCGCUGGGCCUGCUGCGUCCUCUGGUACCCCCUGGAUAUGAUGAACCCCAAACCACAAAACAUAAUUACUAAAUUUAUAGGAAUGGUCUCCUAUUUGAAGUCAAAGUGGUGAAAUGAUGCAAAAAUAUGUUUUGACCAUGAGAACUAAGAAUACUGAUGUAGCUCAGACAUACUCUAAUGAACCUUUACCUUAAGUGUGAAGGUUGAAGUUAUGUUCCUUUGACCCUUUAUAGUUACUAAUGGAUUUUACCAUUAAUACAGAAAUACAACUUGUAUUUUCUGAGGUAGAAAAUGCACAGUACAAGCCUCUCUAAUUUGAAACCACUGAAGCACAGCCUAAUGAAGUAACAACACUCCUGAACAGUGGUCCUUAACGAAAAACACUUGAAUGCUCAGUCUUCUAUGGAGGACUGCAGUUGCAGUACACAAGCCUUAUUCUUGCACAUAUGCAAUAUGUGCACAUUUUUAAACAUUUCCUAUAGAAUAGGAUUUCCUAUAGAAUAGGAUUGGCUGUUUGUGCUCCUCUCUUUCCAAUUGUAAUAUUUGCCAUAAAAUGACUCCUCAUUCAGUACUGUAUAAUGAUCAUUAGUGCUUCAUGGCUGUUAGAAAUCAGGAGAUCACUCUGUUUUUUUCCCUGAGGAAUCAACAUGAGCAUUAAAUGUAAAGAUUGGUGUUUGCUUGAUAAUUUCUUGAUGCCCAAAUAAAAAAGGAAAUAAUUCAACU
Messenger RNA from Myripristis murdjan (pinecone soldierfish), 1865 nucleotides. It is a transcript of the gene grhpra, whose product is annotated as glyoxylate reductase/hydroxypyruvate reductase a. NCBI's taxonomy places the organism in Eukaryota, Metazoa, Chordata, Actinopteri, Holocentriformes, Holocentridae. Gene Ontology annotation, cellular component: cytosol. The record is from RefSeq and is a predicted model, not a curated record. Gene Ontology annotation, molecular function: glyoxylate reductase (NADPH) activity; hydroxypyruvate reductase (NADH) activity; NAD binding. The transcript is spliced from 9 exons. The coding region runs from base 142 to 1128 and encodes 328 amino acids.